Molecule: messenger RNA, 2269 nt
Organism: Conger conger (European conger)
Lineage: Eukaryota; Metazoa; Chordata; Actinopteri; Anguilliformes; Congridae
Product: zinc finger protein OZF-like
Exons: 2
Coding region: 314-1852 (512 amino acids)
Biological process (GO): negative regulation of transcription by RNA polymerase II
Molecular function (GO): DNA-binding transcription repressor activity, RNA polymerase II-specific
Source: RefSeq, a predicted model, not a curated record
GUCCCCAGGGUGACCGUUGUUGGUAUAGCCUUUUAGCUGCUUCAUGCCGGUGCUUCCGUUCAGUUUACCGAAGAACGACUCACCAGUAUACUUGACUGUUUAAAACGCACUUGGGAUCAUUUAUAGCUUGUCAACCCAAGAAAGCAAAUCAAUCAGUGUGAAUACGGGUGCUGCACAUCUGCACAGCUUUGAGCAGCGGUAUGAUGCAGGCGGGUGUCCGUCUGAGAUGCGACUCUGAGACGACCCUACCAGGCCUCACUGAGCAGCACAGGUUCAGACUGAAAGAAGAGGAACUCAGUGGUCUGGAAUCCACAUGGCAGAGUCUGAGGCAAAGUGUACUACACCCGGACUCAACACACUGGUGCCAGAGUGUGUUACAGCACACAGCGGGGUCAAAGAUGUACACCACAUAGACACAGUACAGAUAAAAACAGAGACUGAUUUUAAAACUGAGAGCCUAGACUCAACAACGACGGAAAAUAUAACCCAUCUGCAUCCCGACCAAAUCAAAACCGAGACCGAUGAUGGAGGCUAUGCUGAGGCUGAACACAUCCAUGUCUCGCCAGACGUUAAAUGUUUUGUCAUUAAAUCUGAUGAAGUGAUGUUUGAAUCCAGUGAAAUUUUAGUGGGUGAUCUCAUGAAUACUGUGCUGGAGGGAGCUGGUGUUGAUCAAAAAGGCCAGACUGAACCAUGGCAGCGUGCAGGAGAGCCGAAUCCAAUCGGCAAAAAAUCGAGAAACGGUACAGGUAAAAACUCCCAUCAAUGCUCUUUGUGUGAGAAGUAUUUUUUAACGGCAUCACUUUUACAUGAACACCUGAGAAUUCAUUCAGUUGAAAAACCCUACAAGUGUACUGAGUGUAUGAAGUGUUUUCAUAAGAAAACCUAUUUGUAUAAGCAUCAGAGAAUUCAUACAGGUAAAAAGCCCUUCAGAUGUACUCAAUGUGACAAGUGUUUUCUUAGGAAAUGUCAAUUGGAUUCCCACCAGUUAUUUCAUACAGGUGAAAAGCCCUACAAAUGUGAUCAGUGUGACAAGGGUUUUGUGAACAAGUCUUAUUUAAUUACCCACCAGAGAACCCAUACAGGUGAAAAGCCCUACACAUGUAUGCAGUGUGGGAAGUGUUUUGUUGAUAAAUAUUAUUUUAGUGUCCACCAGAGAAUCCAUGAAGGUGACAAGCCCUACAAAUGUACUCUCUGUGGGAAGUGUUUUCUUCAGAAAACAUCUUUAAAAAAGCAUGAGAUGAUUCAUACAGGUGAAAAGCCAUACAAAUGUGAUCAGUGUGAGCAAUGUUUUCUGAAGAAAUUCCAAUUAAAUGUCCACCUGAUGACUCAUACAGGUGAAAAGCCCUACAAAUGUACUCAAUGUGGGAAGUGUUUUCUUCAGAAAACAUCUUUAAAAAAGCAUGAGCGGAUUCAUACAGGUGAAAAGCCAUACAAAUGUGAUCAGUGUGAGCAAUGUUUUCUGAGGAAAUUCCAAUUAAAUGUCCACCUGAUGAUUCAUACAGGUGACAAGCCCUACACAUGUACUCUCUGUGGGAAGUGUUUUCUUCAGAAAAAAUCUUUAAAAAAGCAUGAAAUGAUUCAUACAGGUGAAAAGCCAUACAAAUGUGAUCAGUGUGAGCAAUGUUUUAUGAGGAAAUUCCAAUUAAAUUCCCACCUGAUGAUUCAUACUGGUGAAAAGCCAUAUAAAUGUACUCAAUGUGGGAAGUGUUUUGUUCAUAAAUCUCAUUUAAGCAGCCAUCAGAAAAUUCAUACAGGUGAAAAACCCUACAAAUGUACUCGGUGUGAGAAGUGUUUUCUUCGGAAAUCUAAUUUAAGCAACCAUCAGAGAAUUCAUACAGGUGAAAAGCCCUAAAAAUAUGACCAGUGCCGGAAGUGUUUUCUUCAUAAAUCAAGUAUCCACCAGAGAAUUCAUGCAAAGUCCCGAUGAUAUUAUUUUCAUCUAUUUUAAAGACUGCUAAAUUUGGCAAUGAUAAAAAAUAAUAAUAAUAAAAAUAAAAACUGGUAACAUGGUAACUAAAAGAAAGCCCAAAUCUCUUUUUACCUGUUUUAUUGCCAACUCUGCAAAGUUCUGCUGGCUCACUGAUGGGAUUGCAUUUCUAUCAUGUACAACCAAGUGCUUUGGACUGUCAUACCUGAUUUUUUAAUACAUGCAAUUUUCUUUUGUUUUAACAACGGAGAUAUUUGCUGUGAUGUAAUUAACAAUUGUGUUCCUUCAGAAUGAAUUUUGAACAGUCACUUGGAUAUGGAAAUAAAUAUAAGUAAAAAACGG